This is a messenger RNA of Alexandromys fortis (reed vole), 10514 nucleotides long. It is a transcript of the gene Adra1a, whose product is annotated as adrenoceptor alpha 1A. NCBI's taxonomy places the organism in Eukaryota, Metazoa, Chordata, Mammalia, Rodentia, Cricetidae. The transcript is spliced from 3 exons. The coding region runs from base 924 to 2324 and encodes 466 amino acids. Gene Ontology annotation, molecular function: alpha1-adrenergic receptor activity. Gene Ontology annotation, cellular component: plasma membrane. The record is from RefSeq and is a predicted model, not a curated record. Gene Ontology annotation, biological process: cell-cell signaling; positive regulation of vasoconstriction; regulation of cardiac muscle contraction.
ACCGCCUGUACUACGUCAACCAGAGCUGCAAAGUUCCUCGCCGCUCUUUUCUGGUGUCCAGGAACUGAAUAUCAAACCGGUGAUCUUGGAGUUAUUGGCUUGCUGUACUUGCCUUUUCUUUUCUCUGAUAUUAGUCUUCAUGUUUAAAAGAUCUAGGAGAAGCCCAAGCGAGCCCGGAGUUUGAGGUGCUCGGCAGUAGUGAGUGAGUCAGCGGGUGCUAAGGACUGGGACUCGGUCUUUGGAGACCGCCCCUCUCCUCGCUGCAGAGAAGCAGCCAGGGCUGCGUGGACUGAAGGUCCGCUCUUCCCCCGGCCAGGACCUCCACAGCCGCGCAGCAGUUGGAUUCAGAUAAACGAAGUUCCAGGGCCACUUCGGUCUCAGCAAAUAUUUCAGACCCAUGUCACCUCGCCAGAGCAGCCGGCCAAGCUAAGAGUAUCUACCAGCCAGUGGCAGCGCCCAGAUGCCCAGGGUCCCUGCCUUUGAGCUUCGACGGCUGCGCCACACUUAAUUCCUCUUUCGGCAAAGACUGGCAAUAGACUUGUGAAUUUCUAAUUUACGUGCGAAUGCACAGGAUGGAUCAGACCACGCAGAAAAGCGAACUCCUGUAAUCUCUGAGACUGCAUUCUGAGCAUGUCCCCUUGAACCUGGCUGCAAGCCUCGGGUAGGGAGAGUGACCCCAGCAGCCCAGAGUGCCCCUGGCCAUGUCACCUUUAAUGCUCUGUGACUCAGUGUGGCCCUCUGAGGGUUCCCAGGGCUGCCCAGGGUGGUUUCCAACAGGUGUGUUCUCUCGCUCCCCCAGCCCAACCCAGCUGGCAGGAUUCCCCCAAGCUGAGGUUGUUUGACUCUUCUUCCUCACUUCCCCCACCCCACCCCCACCAGAGGGUGGCCGUCCAGAGCCGGACCUUGCCCCCCUCCCUGGGACCAUGGUGCUUCUCGCUGAAAAUGUUUCCGAAGGCUCCAACUGCACCCACCCACCAGCACCAGUGAACAUUUCUAAGGCCAUUCUGCUCGGGGUGAUCUUAGGGGGACUCAUCAUAUUCGGGGUGUUGGGGAACAUCUUAGUGAUCCUCUCGGUGGCCUGUCAUCGGCAUCUGCACUCGGUGACUCACUACUACAUUGUCAACCUGGCGGUGGCAGACCUUCUCCUCACCUCCACAGUGCUGCCCUUCUCGGCCAUCUUUGAGAUCCUGGGCUACUGGGCCUUUGGCAGGGUCUUCUGCAACAUCUGGGCAGCGGUGGACGUCCUGUGUUGCACAGCGUCCAUCAUGGGCCUCUGCAUCAUCUCCAUCGACCGAUACAUUGGUGUGAGCUACCCGCUGCGCUAUCCCACCAUUGUGACCCAGAGGAGGGGCGUCAGGGCUCUGCUUUGUGUCUGGGCUCUUUCCCUGGUCAUCUCCAUCGGACCCUUGUUCGGCUGGAGGCAGCCUGCGCCUGAGGAUGAGACCAUCUGUCAGAUCAACGAGGAGCCCGGCUAUGUGCUGUUCUCCGCGCUGGGCUCUUUCUACGUGCCACUGGCCAUCAUCCUGGUUAUGUACUGUCGAGUCUACGUGGUGGCUAAGAGGGAAAGCCGGGGCCUCAAGUCCGGCCUCAAGACCGACAAGUCGGACUCGGAGCAAGUGACGCUCCGCAUCCACCGGAAAAAUGUCCCAGCAGGAGGCGGCGGGGUGCACAGUGCCAAGAAUAAGACUCACUUCUCCGUGAGGCUGCUCAAGUUUUCCCGAGAAAAGAAAGCGGCCAAGACUCUGGGCAUCGUGGUGGGCUGCUUCGUCCUCUGCUGGCUGCCUUUCUUCCUAGUGAUGCCCAUCGGUUCCUUCUUCCCUGAUUUCAAGCCCUCGGAAACCGUUUUCAAAAUAGUAUUUUGGCUUGGCUACCUAAACAGCUGCAUCAACCCCAUCAUAUACCCUUGCUCCAGCCAGGAGUUCAAGAAAGCCUUUCAGAAUGUGCUGAGAAUCCAGUGUCUCCGAAGACGGCAGUCUUCAAAGCAUGCCCUGGGCUACACCCUGCACCCGCCCAGCCAGGCCGUGGAAGGACAGCAGAGAGACAUGGUUCGUAUCCCCGUGGGCUCGGGAGAGACUUUCUACAAGAUCUCCAAGCCAGACGGAGUCUGUGAAUGGAAGUUUUUCUCUUCCAUGUCCCAGGGAUCGGCAAGGAUUACAAUGCCGAAGGACCAAUCUGCCUGUACCACAGCCAGGGUGAGAAGUAAAAGCUUUUUGCAGGUCUGCUGCUGUGUGGGGUCCUCGACCCCCAGCCUCGAAGAAAAUCACCAAGUUCCAACCAUUAAGAUCCAUACCAUCUCCCUCGGUGAAAAUGGGGAGGAAGUCUAGAGAACGGGAAAGGUCACAGGAAGAGGGGUGAUGCUAGGUACCUCCGAUUCCCUCUCAGAAGGCCAGUAAAUUCUUGAAGGACAAUCCAGGACCGUUCAAGGAGGUCCCCAUCUGGGAAAGGGGAGAGGGAGGGCACCAGUUCCCGGGGACAGUGGGGGAGGGCACAGGGUAAGAGGCAGGGUAUUUGGUAACUAAUUGGUUCUGAAUGAUGGAAGGCCCGUUUCCCUUCAGCUCAAACCCUCAGCCACUCUCUGGUCCUGCUUUCCACAACUGACCCUUUCAACAAGAAAUACCAUGGGAAAGAAAAUUUCAUCCACAAUCCAAAAGACUAUAAAUACAGGAUGGUGAUUUCAUUGUGAAUAUUUUGAGCACACACUCUAAGUUUGGAGCUAUUUCUUGAUGGAAGGGCGGGUAUUUUAUUUUCAGGCUGAACCCACUGGCAACCACAUUUGACAUUUCUGGAGAGGGGGCCUAGAGAGAAAGGAGUAUAAGGUAGUGGCCAGCAUGCUUUAAAGUGAGUUUGAAAGCGCCACCAGAGUCUCAGCUUGGGUGAACCUGGACAGGGGUCUUCGCAGAGGUUGCUUUUUGAUGGGUUCCUUAUCCCCAGUUGAAACUAAGGCACAUUCUCCAUCCUUGGAUCCAAGGAGUAUGAGCGGACUAGCCAGGGAAAGCAUGCUUUUCUCACGAGCAGAGGGUAUGGCCGGGGCAACAGUUGCAAGACCUGGUGAAGGAAGGCUUUCUUCUUUUACCUCCUUAAAGACCAAGAAGCUGGAAUGUGGAGGAUGCUAACAUCAAGCUAAUGCCCUGUUGUUCUGCCUCUUCUUUGAUAGGACAAACCACUCGCCCUUUCCAGGACUCCACAAUGGAAACUCAGGAAUGGCAGAAAACUGGCUUCCAUUUCCUCUCACCUGCUUCCUUGCUGUGUAGUGAAUGGGGCUCACUGAUUGCACAUAGAGGGAGUCUCAGGGUCCAGGCACACCCCUCCUAAGCUUUCAAACAUACUGAUGCUCACCCUCAAACAUUUCAAUUGAUUGCCAAAUAACUGCCCAAAAUUGAUUCCUACUUUUUUCAAAACAUAUAUAUAUAUAUAUAUAUUGCAUUCUUAAUAAUUCACAUUAUUAGGAAUGGUGACCAUGGCAAUCACACAUAAAAAUUAAAACAUGUCUGUCAUUCCUCCAUAAGAAUUGUAAAAUAAGGUUUAAUGUUUGUGGCACCAACCCUAAUAAGAAUCACAACUGCCAACAUUUUUCAUAACUUCUUCCCCUAAGAGCAUCUGAGCAGGUUGAAGUUACUAUGAAACCUCCGCAGGGAGACUCCUGGUCCUUGCAGCUUUCCUUUCCCUCCUUACAUCAAACUGAACUCUGCCAUAAGUCUUUCUACAGGCAAAUCUUUAUCCACAUCGCAAUGAAGGAAGUGCAUGCGUGUGGCUGUGGGUUUUGUGAUCGGUUGUCUUGGAGCUUUGAAUCUGACCUGCUUCCUCUACCCUUUCCUGGGCCGUGUCUUCUUGUUGGCCAGCAAGAGAGUUUCUUGGCCUUGUGUUCUUCUGAAAUUGGCUUUUGCUACUGAGAAAUUGGCUGGGAUUUUAGGCUUUUCUUGGGCUCUCUGCAUAGCUCCUAACAACUCUACCAGAUGUGAGUGUCAGAGUAUCCAGGAAGAACUCCGGAAUGCAAGCCUGGCUCAUCUUCUCUAUAUAAGCUUCCUUGUUCCAAUUAACUUCCUUCUACAGCUGCAUUCUAAAACUGACCCUUGUUCUUGUCAUCCCCCCAUAGAAGAACAUCCUCAUGGGGAGGAGCAGAGCCUUUCUUCAGCAGAGUACCAUCCUGCGCCACCGAUGAUCUUUAAAUCUCUGGGUGAAAAAACACAAAUGUUAAAAGUGGAAAGCUUAGGCACACUAAAAAGCAACCAUUAAUGCCAGUUCUGGUCCUCAGAUAAAAACCAAUAGUAUGCAUGUAGCGCUAUCCGUAAACAACUGCCUGCACACCCCGCUGGCAUCCCUCCCUCUUAAGGAAGCAAGUAUCUAACAGCCUUUUCCAUUCCCACAGCAGGGUGCUGACUAGAAACACAACAACUUUAUAAGAAAUUGAUAAUGUUACCAAAAAACAUGGUGACAAAAGUGGGGUAAACAGCAUAAAAGUGGAAUGUCUUUUUAAUCAUCGAUCAAAAAAAAAAAAGUCUGUACCUUUAAGUGUGCCAAAAACUAUCUAAAAUGCUUACAGCCAAACGCAUGAUUGUCAUAUUUAUAUUCACGUGUUUACUGCUUCUAUUUGGAGUUUUAAGAAUUUACCCAGAGUAACCCCAGUUAAAAUGUCCUCUCUUGCGUGUUCUAAGAAAACGAUCGCUUUGGGAUUGUCUCUCUGUCACAAAAUCAAGGGGGCGUUGUUAUGGUAGGCGACUUUGAGACUAGUGUGAGAUUCAGACCGUGUGUAUGAAGAGGGACCUUGGCUCUCUUCACCCGAAAGUUUCUCCGGGGCAUCAGAGAUGCAGCUCAGUUGGUGGGGUGCUUGCUUGACAUACACAGCCCAGCAGCACCUAAAACUGAGAGCGGUGGCUCAUGAUUGUGAACUCAGCAUCCAGGAGGUAAAAAGAGGAGAAUCAAGAGUCCAAGGUUAACCUUGGAUACAUAGUAAGUUUGAGCAAAGCCUAGACUACAUGAUACCCUAUUAAGAAAAAACUCCAGGCUAUAUCACUGCAAGAAAAGCUCUUCCUUGUCAUAGUUCUCAUCCCAGAUUGCUUCUGCACAGAAUCACUCUGCAUGUGAUACCCUUUGCAAAGCACUGAAGCUUCCAGCUCUCAGCACUGACUCCGACUGGCCCAUUCAAGACAGAGUAUGAUAGCUGAGCUAUAAGCCCUCUCUUACGGCGGCUUCUCUUAGCUCCAUCACAUGUCAGGGAUCAGUGACUCUGAUCCUCUAGAAACUCUUCCAUUGCCAGUUUUAAAAUGAACUCUGGUGGUUGAGAAGGGCUAAGGACUUGCCCAUGGUCAAGAAGGAACUGUGGCUCAAGCCUGAGCUUCCCUCUAGCUGUUCACCUUCUACACAGUACCUCUGCUUCGCACACUGGGACAGGAGAGUUUGAAUUGGAGAUUCUCAGGAGACUAUUCCACACCCCAACUUUAAUGGAAUUUAUUCCCUUGGGGUUUUUUCUACAAAUUAAUCUUAGCAAAUACACCAUCAAACCUUGUAUCUAUAAUUCCAACGAUUAGAGAGCAUUCCCAUCUCCAGGACAUAGUCCUCCCAGAUAUGGCUAAAACCUUACAAAGCGGAUAGGUUGUACUAAACCAGGACAAGAUGAGCAUAUACCCGAACAUGGAAGAAUUAGACAAGAAUGGAAAGGCCCAAUGAUAGCUGGGACACAUACUGAGUGGUGUGUGGAAGUCAACAUGGGCACUUAGGAAGUAUGCCUUUUCGAAAAUAUAUACAAACAGCUGCAACACCAGUUCCCACACACCUAAAUUCCAACCUUUAUUUUACAAGAUAGCAAAAAGGGAAGAGGCCAGAGACAUCCUACCAGGAAGUACAGAGCCUAUGCUGGGCACGUGACUUUCCUGGAUGCCACUCAGAACGCUGGUCUCUGGGUAAGCCAGCCACUGGCAGUUUUUGAAGACGGGCCAUUGGUCAACAGCUGUGCAUGUUAGCUUGCUUCCUUUUCUAUAUGAGCCACCACGAAGACCUUUUAGCACAAUAGGUUGUGGGGUGAAAGCCCGGGAACAAAACUAUUUUAGGAAGCAUUUUCUUGAGCAGGUAAUUGUCCCUGUGUUAGUCACCGCUCCUUAGUCACCUCUAACAAACAUUCCUCACUGCUUCUGGGGAUAGCUCUGUCCCCAUCCUCUUGCCAAAAUAUGACGCUGCCUCUCCGAUGAAUGUUUGCUGUCUAAUUAGGGGAAGAGAUGGCUCAUCAGCAUAGGGAACGGCGAACAGGUGGAAGGCAACAGAUGAGAGGCGAGUGAAAACCAGGGCAACAAGAGGAGACAGAGGUAGCAGAUGCGCAGGCAUCAGAGGUGCUCAUCGGUCACUCUGGUCUCUUUUUUACACUACCAGGGCUUUUAACCGUGAAACCACCUGUCCGUACACAGUUCCGAAAGAGCUCAGUUGGAACACAGCACCUGCUCUGGGCCUCCAAACUAUGCUGAGGAGCUGAGCUGAGGUCACAUCUUCCAAAAGCCGUGACAACAGUGGCCUCUGGCCCGCCAGGUUCCCUGCAAGAUGAAUGAGUGGACAUGACUGUUGUGGGGGCUGGGCCGGGAAGCGAGUUAGGAUCUUAGCAGCAUAUGAAGCCAGUCCCUGGGCAACGGUGCCAUGGAUGGGCUCUCAUUCAUGUUCCCCGGGCCCUGUGGCACAUGAGCGAGGUGAGAAAGAGCCUUGCCUGCUCUCUGCGGGAGAAUGCCAUGUCUCAGACUAGCGCUGCUGAACCUCCAAAGGCCGUAGGGGUGUCAGGGAGCGUUGAAGGAGGAGAAUGACCACAGCCGUGACUCAAAACAGGAAGGGUUAGUCAUGCUUUGCCGCAACUGACAGGGAAGAAACUGUCCUGAAACUGGUGGCUUGUUCACAAAGGGCAAAUAAUGACCUUUUCUCUCGUGUCGCUUGAAAGUUAUUGUCAUGCGGUCCCUGUUGCACACUCAAUGCAGUCACAUUAUAAGCUGGGUUUGAGGAUUGUUGAGCCAUGAAAAACACAGACUUAAUUAGGUGGGGGAAAAAAAUCUUAGCACAACUUAGCAUUGCGUUUAGAGAAAAAAAAAAGAUAAACAACCUGGUUUAUGAAUCAGGCUGAAUAAAAUAAAUGUAUCUGAAGGUCGUAGAGAAGCAGCUAAGACAGAAAUUCCAACAUGAAUUUAGAGUUUACACACACACAUUUUCCAUAGCUCCCUUCUUCAGUUCCGGGUCAGAGCUCUAACUCUGACCGCACCUUCUCCCUGCCUGUCCUGGCCAACAGUUGGGAAGAACUUGUAGUACAUGGUCACCCGUUCUUGUUCCCUUGGCUGACAGACAGGCACCUGUCAUUCUGUCCUUUCUCCACAGAUAAGCUGCUACUGAUCCAGAGAAAUAGCUGGGGCAGAAGGCGAUUGCUCUGCUCGGUAGGGCGACGUGUCAGGCAAAGUCAGCUGUGACUGUCCCCCUAAGGUCCUCAGGAAUACAAAGGUCCCAAAGGGAACCUGUGGGUCAUUGGGCACACUCUGAUCAGCAGUCCCCGAUGGCCGCUCUCCACAGCACCACCCUGACAAGAAGCCAACGCAAGGCACAGACAGUCCCCAGUGUGCGAGCUGGCAGGGUUCUGACGGUGUGUUCAGAAGUCAAGUAUGUGUUUUUCCAAGAGGCAUUGUUACAAAUGGGGAGGUGCUCCUAGCGGAACCAAAAAUAAAUAAAUAAACAUCUGUUUAAUGUAUACCAGGAGUUGGUAAGCUUUUUCUAUAAAUGGCUAGAAGGUAAACAUUUCAGGCAUGGUGGUUUAAGUUCUCAGUUUUGGCUCUUUACUGGGAGGCUAUGGACAGUCCUUUAAAAAUGUAGACCCAUUUGUAGCUCAAAAGACAGCAAGGUUUGGACCAAAUUUAGCCCAUGGGCCACAGUUUUCCAUCCAUGCUUCACACCACCACUAGCUUGCAGUAUAGAGCCAAUACUGCUGAACUGUGGCUGCGGGUGAUUGGCAUGCUUAUAAAAAAUAGGUCACUGAUGGGUCACCCCUGGAUGAAGUCAGCAUUCCCAAGCUGUAUGAGUUGUUACAUACAGCGGCAAGUUCACAUUCUCAUCCUCAGGAUUCCAGGCAGGUGAUAGGAGCAGAGGGAAGCAUUUAUCACUCCCCACAUUGUGCCCUAUGGGGCAGGCAGGUCAACAGAAGCCACAGUGAGUCCAGGGGUCUUCCACACUUAGAAAGCAGUCUCCCCCUAUGACAUCUGUCCAUCUCAGAGCAGCCACUUGACCAAGACUGCCCUGAAAUUUCUCCCAGGUCCUCAGAACUCAUCGAAGUGGAGAUCCCUAGAAACCUUCGAGGCUUCUUGAAGAGGCCCUGUGACCACAGUCCCCUGUGUUAGGGCAUUUGGAACCUACUUGGAACUCAUUAGGAAAAGUGACGGGACACAGAGAGCAUCUUCCAGAAGAAAAAUGGGAAUAGAAUUUUCUCUCGUGUCUCCCUCCUCCUAUGUCUCCCUUUCUUUUCUCUUUCUCUGUUUUUUGUUAAAUUGAAAUCAUUAAUGAAUGAAAUAGAAAUGGCUCCAAUAUCAGAAAAUUUACUUAGCACUCCCUAAGAAGUGCAAAAACUGUGUUUCCCUAAGCUAAUGCUUCAAUGGAGGACCCCUUCCUUUCCUCUCUAGUUCUGACGGGACAGUGAGGAGCAGGGGGGUUUCCAGACACAACUAAGACUCAGAUUAUGUGACUUAGUGCAGCAUCUGAGUAUUGAGAAAGGAGACUCCAAGGCUGGGCCAUGGGUAGGACAAUGGAGGCAGAAAUAAUCUGUAAAGACCCAUAACUAUUGGCACCACAACCAAGCUGAGCCUGGAAAGAAAGGCCUGGGAGGUGCUGAAUGGCAGCCUCCCUUCCACACCCUUUCUCCCACCUCGUGCUGUGUCUACACCCUUUGUCCUUUCUACCUUAUGCUGAUUCCAUCCUAGCCCCAUAAAUCAACCCUCCACUCCUGCCAGUUUUGCAGACAAUGAAUGGUGUUUCAUUAGGCCCCUGUCUGUGGGAAGCAUGCACCAUGCUGUGAAUAAAAGGAUAAGUUCCACAAGCCUGGACCAGAAAAUGAGGCCAGCAAGGCAAGAACAUCCUCAGGGCCCUGGUCCUCUCAGGACUUUGAGCCUCACCUUGGAUUUCUGCCUUUCUAUUCUUGGGUGAUCCAUCCCUCACGAAGGGCACGGGCACACUGUGAGGCCACAAUUUCAGGGGCGCUUUGGCUUGGAAUGGUUUCCGGAGUACUUCUAACCAACCUCUCACAAUCUAGACACUUCUCCCGUUCUCUCAAACUCAACCUUAUUCUCCACCAUUACUUUUUGGCUCUUGCUUUUGUUCUCUCUUUCUUGUGAACUUUCUGUAUUAGGAGGUCACCAGGCUCUUCAAGGCCUUGAUGAACCCAUUGAGUAAACUCAGUCCCCCCUUCCCAUUGAGCAAUGGCUAAUCCAUCAGGAAGCACACCUCGGCUAGACUGUCCAUGGGAUGCUGCUUCCUCCAAAGCUCUGUUCCUUGUUCCUCUCCUCCACGUUAUGCUGCAUGCUCCUGAAAACUGGGAUUCCCCUUCUUGUCUACCCUGCCCUUGAAAUAGAGAAAUGUCUUCCCUGAAGACUCUUCUUCCACAUGAGUGUUCCAGUUCUUGCUGGUAGCUUCAGCAUUUGUAUCCUCAUGUUCAUUGCUCGGGCCCAUUUUUGCUCAAUAACGCAGUCUUGUACGGCUUCAACAACAUCCGUCAGGGUCGUUAUGGUCCUAGAUGCUAGAAAUCCCAAAUCAAGGUGUUAGUUGGCUGUGUCUUUUUCAGCUGAUGUUGACUUUGUCUCCUCACUGAUCAAAAUCUGAGCAUGUAGUGUCCUUCCUGGUCCCUGUGUCACACCGGAAGUGACAGCAGUUGUAAAAAGCAGAGGCACAGAGGACACUGACAGAUGGCAGGUAAGUGAGCAGCUUUCGUCUCCAAAAGAGAUGCUCAAACCCACGGUGACAAAUGCGGAGGCUAAGAGACAGUGCAGCGGCAGGUGCUUUUGGGAGAAAACAUGCCAGUACCCCUAGACUUAUUAACAGUUUGCUUCUGUAUUAUUUUAAAGAGUAAAACUCUUAUUGGAGACUAAGUUGAAUUAAAAGGCAGCGUCCCUUGCUUGUUCUCACCUCCAUUUCUGGCGGCCACCCUGGCUCCUGCCUUCCUGUGCUGAACAUCACCACCCUCAUCCCUAACUUCAGGUGGGAGCAGGCCACCUGCUACAGUCAUCCAGCUCAGUGUUGAAAGUCCCAAUCAAAUUGCAUGCUCUCUUCAUCGGAAGUGAAGAAAAACGAUGACUUUAGUAAGUUACGAACAAAACACAUCCUUCCAGUCAUUUCCAUAGCAAUUUAAUCCACGUAGCAAACUCUAAGAUUCUUUUACUCCUUUCUUGACUCUAACGAGUGGUGCAGAAACAAGGUCAUAAAAAGUCACAAAAGGUGGAUUUUUAGGUCUAUGGAGAUAGCUGACCAAGUGUUUGACUUGCAAAUCCUAAGAAUGAGUUCAAUUCCCAGAACCCAUGAAA